AUGGCAAUUGCAAGGAGAUACAACUUGGAGUUGAGACAGCCAGCUGCAGAUAAUCACGACUACUGUGAUGUUUCGAACGCCAUGGAACUAUCUGAGUAUAAAGAGGUGGCCAUAUCGUAUAUCGCUGGGUAUGUGGUGAAGAUGGUGGAGAAAAAGAUCCACUGUCCGCAAUUAAUCUGUCAUUUGAUUGGUUGGUGCUAAUUAGAUUAUACUAUGACCAGUUGUUGAUAUAUUUUUUGUGAUCACAAAAAUUGUGAUCUGAAAUUGUCAUUGUGUGAAAUUUAAAUUUCUCCUGAGUCCUGUGAGAUUUUGAUUGAAUACUAAAUAUAAACUUUGCUGUUGGUGGAAAUUGAUCGGAUCCGAUUACUACCAUUUGCAAGCAACCGCAAAAUCCAAACUUUUCACGUUUGUUUACGUUUCAAACGUACACGAUGGGCGGGUCAAACGUGCAUGUUGAAACGUAACAACAAUUAGUUUGAACCGCCAAAUAGUGACGUUUUAUAAAUCCCGCCCACACGUUUGAACAACGUGAAUGCAUGUUUCAAUUCAUUGUUUUCACGUUUUUUAAAUAUUUGACCUUGUAAAAAAUUAAUGUGAGUAUGCUAAGAAGAUCAUACCAUUCUGGAAAAGCACUUGAUACCGACCUUAGACACCUGAUCAUAGACGAGUGUAUAAACUCUGGUGGUGAUACGAUUUCUGGAUAUUUGCCUGUCACGUAUGUGUCAGUAGCGAGCCGGUUUAACGUUGCUGUGAGUACAGUUUCAAAAAUUUGGGAAAAUUUUUGCUUCAGAGAACGACGAGUUGACCCGUUACCUAAGGGAGGAGAUCGUUGUAGCAAGCUGUCCGACGGAGAUCUCGAACUUAUAGAGUUUCUUAAGACAGUGAAAGGUUCAAUACAGAUCAAAGAGUUGUAUUCUGUGUUGGAAGAGGUCGGUGAUGUUGGGGAAAUUUCGAUGUCGUCAAUCUCAAGGGCAAUAAAAUCCAAACUUCUCUCAGGGAAACAAUACACAAGAAAGCGCAUCACCCACGUCGCAAGAGAAUGUUUUACUGACGAGAAUAUGAUAUAUACUCAGUUAUUCAUCAAUUAUUUGUCUUCCAAAGAUCCAAGAAUUAAAUUUUUUGAUGAGGCCGGGAUGAAGACACCAGAUGUUGGGACGCGUAUGUAUGGAAGUGCACCGAUCGGCGAACGUUGUGUUGAAAUUGUCAGAAAAAGAGAAACUCCUAAUUUUACUUUAAAUCUACUUAUUUCCAUUCACGGGCCCGAAUAUUACAACAUUCUCGAAGGUUCUACAGAUACUAUACAAUUCUGGAAUUUUUUUUCGGAAACUUGUAAUGCUUCGAACUAUGUGACUGGUCGCCCAGCCCUCGAAGUAGGGGACAUUGUUGUAAUGGAUAACCUGGCUGUCCAUCACUACGAAGGAGGAGAAAUCCUUGAAGAGGUGUUGGCAGAGAUGGGAAUAGAACUAUUGUUUACUCCAACUUAUUCUCCAGAUCUUAACCCUAUCGAACUUUGUUUUAAUAAGAUUAAAAACGAAUUAAACAGACAUUUCUCAGAAGACGUCCAUAAUAAUCUGAAAUUAUCUGUAGCUGAGGCUAUCGACCGAAUCUCGUCAUUGGAUGUUAGAAGGUUUUAUCAUACGACGUCGUAUCUUUUCCCUGAGGUGUAG
Messenger RNA from Paramuricea clavata, 1667 nucleotides. Lineage: Eukaryota; Metazoa; Cnidaria; Anthozoa; Malacalcyonacea; Plexauridae. The record is from the annotation of a GenBank genome assembly.